Exophiala bonariae is the source of this 1323-nucleotide messenger RNA. RefSeq lists its product as uncharacterized. Gene Ontology annotation, molecular function: oxidoreductase activity. Bases 1 to 1323 code for a protein of 440 amino acids. The transcript has 2 exons. NCBI's taxonomy places the organism in Eukaryota, Fungi, Ascomycota, Eurotiomycetes, Chaetothyriales, Herpotrichiellaceae. The record is from RefSeq and is a predicted model, not a curated record.
AUGGCUGAGUUUCCGAUAAAUUUGAAGCACUCUGGGGUCUACCACGUCCCAGAGAUCACUCAUUGUGCAAUCGAGAAAGUCGCUUCCUUGCUUCAGCAGAAUCAUGAAGAAUUUCACGUCUAUUGGAAUUUCAAAGGCUAUCAUAACCAUCAAGUUCAUUAUCUUCUGACGGCGUUCGCUCUCGGUGCAGAUCCCAGCGAGUUGCAAACAGCAUUUGAUAUCAAUACUGGGUAUCAACGGCCACGGCUUCCGCUCGACGAAGAGUUGAUUGAGAAACUAUCAGAUAGAAGAUAUUUCAAGUCAUUAUUAGGGUAUGAUGCUUGGUUCAACGACUAUACUACCUUCUUCAAACGAAAGUUUGAGCUAGAAGGAUGGCAGAAUGUUGUCAAUGAAUACCUCUUCUCGGGUAGUGACAUUGCGGAUGAAUUACUGGUGAGGCUUUUUUCUGGAGUCCUUCAUCCUCUUAUUCACUUCGGAUUCGGAAUCGAGUUUCAGCAGCCUGCGAUAAUUGCUGAGGGAUUAGCACAAGCUGUUUGUCACAGUGCCUUCUUUAAACCUUUCCUCCUCGCCUCGGAGCGACUAGCACAAACUCAGAGGAAGGAAGAUUCUAGCUCUUUAGUGGAUCUAUUGAGUGAGAUUAGACAAGAUGCUGAUCUCUAUGACGAAGCAUACUGGGACGGUGGUGAUUCUUUGAACGAGAAGAUUGUGGCUGAUGCACCGGAAAAGCUUUGUGCAAUUGCCGCCAAGUGGAGAGUAAGUGUUGAGGAAAUCGAGGUAAAGACCGCCGAGAUAGUCAAUGCCACCGCCUGGAUGACCGGCGCCGCACAGCGACUGGGAAAGACAAUCAAGCUAGACUUCUUCUUUAUUCAUAGUGUUAAUGCUUCCAUUUUUCUCACAGCAUUCAACAAACAGUCUUGGCUAAGCGCUGAAAAUAAGGCCCGGCUUCUGGAGUGGAAAGGAAGGAUCGAUUUACUCAACUACGCUUCUCGACUAGCACCAGAGCUGCACCCCGAGGAAAUAACCAAAUAUACGCCACUACAGAAACUUUUGACGUGGCCUCUACUGAUUGAGAAAACAAAUCGACUAACACAUGAUGAUGGACACAUUGCUAAAUUGAUUCGCACACUGGCUCACGGGCAAGGAAUAUGCCAGGCUUACGAAGCGUGUCCAGAAACCGCUGCAAAAUUCCCAUUGAAAAGUCAGGGUUGGAUACAGAUUGCAAACAUGGCGAUAGAUACGACUACCGAAACAAGGACCCCUGAUCGUUGGGUUAGAGGAGCAGGCGGAGCAAAGAAUUGGGAGAAAUUUGCUGAUCGGGGAUAG